This is a messenger RNA of Dermacentor andersoni, 2589 nucleotides long. RefSeq lists its product as uncharacterized. Gene Ontology annotation, molecular function: syntaxin binding. Lineage: Eukaryota; Metazoa; Arthropoda; Arachnida; Ixodida; Ixodidae. The record is from RefSeq and is a predicted model, not a curated record.
CAGCGCUUGCGCUCGCUUCAUGUGCUUGAAAGGCAUGGCGGUGUCCUGCGCGUCGUGAAGUCUAUUUUUGUGCAUUCUGAGCGCCUUUAGUUUUUCGAGCUCAAUUAAGCAUUGAAAUAGCGAGGCUGUAAACAUAGCUGCGCGUCUUGCUCGUACGCUUGCGGUUGUGCCUUCGCGUUGCGUUUUUCCCGGUUGUCUGUGCGUGCGCUACUCUCCGGUCUCCCUUCGGGUGCAGCUAGUCAACUGAGCCUCGACGACUGGUCAGCUGAGCGAUUUGCGUUUACAAACCCCGUCCCGACAGACGUCUCUGGAGGACAGCGCUUGCUCGCCACAAAGCCUCAUCGUGCACUGUUGUAUCCUGUCCGAGUUGUGAUGGAAACCGAAGUACAAAAAGCCGACGAACUCUUCGGCACCGAAGACCCGCGAGAUGCGAAAGCGGUCGUUCCUAAUUUGGACGCAAGCCCAGAGGAUUUGCCAAAGCAGCAGGAAGACCCUGCCGCUGAUGACAGCUGCCCAGCUGGGUGCAUUGCAGUGCCUUCAGAAGCUGAAGUCGUAGCCAAUGGAGAGCUUGACCCCUCUCGCCCCGACUCUCCUACCGUCGAGAUUUCGGAACCCACAGAGACCAUUGCCGCUGAAGAGAGGCCCGAGUCCCCUGCUUCUGAAGACGAACCAGUACCUCCUAUUGUCUUCGAGAGGGACCCCGAUGUCAUAAAGCUCAUGGACUCGUUCGGCGGCAAGGCGAAGGAGAUGAAGGCAGCCAUAAUGGAGACGCUGAACAGCAGGCUAGCGUGUGGAGACAGCUCGAAUGGGACCACUGCAUCGUCGUUCGAGGAAGAGGCAGCCAAUAAACUAAGUUUGCUCAAACAGGUUAUUCAGAAGAAUGCAGUGGAAGCCGCGCAGACGUCUAAGUCCACUGAACAGACAAGCACUCCUCCGUCCUCGUCAUCCCCCGUUCCACGAAAAGAGUCCUGUGUUGCAGCAGCACGCAAAAGUCCGUCCCCUAUGCCAGAGACUGUUCGGUCUGAGAAGUCACCGUCCCCUGCCACUGUGUCGCCCAAGUGCUGCACACCGCCCGAUACCACUGCGCAUUGCGACAAAAAGGUGGCGCAGUCGACUGCAACCACGGAGAACGCUACCCAGCCAAGGAGCCCGUGCUGUGGUGGCAUGAGACGAUCGCCACUCCGCAAACUCGGUGCUCAAGAGGCCAACAGCACCGCUGCUGCAAAACGGAAAGGCGAGCGUGCCGUUGCAACCACACAAGCAACAUGCCAGUCAUCCAGUACUGCUCCACUGUUCAUAAAAGAAAAUGUGCUGAAAAUCCUGGAGCCCCAUGAAACAGCUGAGGAGAAGCUCGGCGCCCUGUUCCAGCACUACCUGGGCUUCCAGGAAGGCACCUGGCAGCUGCAGGCAGCUGUGCAGAAGGCCGAGCGGCAGGUGCGGCAGCUGUCGAGAGAGAAGGAGCAGCUGCAGUCUGACUGCAACCGGGCCCUGCUGGCCAAGAGCAAGCUUGAGAGCCUUUGCCGUGAACUCCAGAAGCAGGCCCGGGCAGUCAAGGACGAAUGCAUGAUGCGCAUCCGGGACGAGGAGGAGAAGCGUCGGGAAGUGGCCUCCAAGUUCCAGACAACCCUGAUGGACAUCACGGCUGUGCUGGAGGAGAACCAGGCACGCAGUGUGCAGCUGCGUGAGGAGAACUUCCAGCUGGCGCAGAGGCUGAAGGGCGUCAUUGACCACUACGACCUCUGGGAGAAGAACAUAGAUGCCGUUCUUCAGCAGAAGGAGCUGCAGGCGCAGGUGGCCACGACACACCUGGCCAAGGCCCAAGCGCAGUUGCAGGCAGAGAGGCAGGCAUUCAUUUCCGAGAAGCAACUGGUGCUGAAGCAGGUGUGCGACUCGCAGCGGCAGCAGGAGGAACUGGCAGCGCGAGAAUGUCACCUACGGGAGGAGCUGUCGUCUCACGCCAGCAAGUACGAGGAGUUUCAGGGGGCCCUGGUGCAGAGCAACCAGCUGUUCCGCACUUUCAAACAGGACAUGGAAAAGAUGUCGAAAAAGAUCAAGAAGCUGGAGAAGGAAACAGUGCAGUGGAAGUCUCGCUGGGAAGCCAGCAAUAAAGCCCUUGCAGACAUCACAGCAGAAAAGCACGGCAGAGACAAGGAACUGGUGGCUGCUCAACAGCGGGUCAUCACAUUGGAGAAACUCUGCCGUGCACUUCAGCUAGAAAGGAACGAGCUCAGCCUGAAGGUCAAGGGACUUGGGGGACCUUGCAUCGACGGUACCACAGAAAACUCUGGUUCUACAACGGCUGUGAAUGAGUCGACAGAAGGAUAACUCGUUUAGUUGGGAAUCGUAGAAGUACAAAGCUCACACAGGCCUUACUUCCAGUUUUUUUUUUUUCUAUUCGUUUUAGCUAUCAGAUAAGACAUGGACACAAAGCGCUGCAGUCAGGGAUUGAGUAUAAAAAAUGUGGCAGCACACCUUCAGCCACUUACAUUAUUUAAGUAUCGCGCACUGAACGGUUAGUAAAGAACAGCGCACAAGGAUUUCUGGAAAAGAAAUUAAACGUGUGCCUGUGAUACAGGCGUUCAGAAGAAA